GAAAUGCAUGUAAAGGGAAAUCACACCUGGGGUCUGGGAGAAAAUCCAGGCUGAUGAAGACUGUGCAGACGAUGAAGAGCUACGGGAACUAUCAGAACUGUACCAUAGUGAGGCCGCACAUCCCGCACUCCAGCUAUGGCACGUAUGUGACGCUGGCUCCCAAAGUGCUGGUGUUCCCCAUCUUUGUGCAGCCCCUAGAUCUUUGCAACCCAGCCCGGACUCUGCUUUUGUCAGAGGAGCUGCUGCUUCAUGAGAGCAGAAGCAGGACUAUACAGGUGACCCUCUUUGUCUACUCCGACCUGCUGCUGUUCACCAAGGAAGACGAGCCUGGGCGCUGUAACGUGCUGCGGAACCCCCUUUACCUGCAGAGUGUCCAGCUCCAGGAGGGUUCAGAAGAUCGGAAAUUCUGCAUCCUUUACCUUGCAGAGAAGUCGGAGUGCUUAUUAAGUUUGGAGGCUUACUCCCAGGAGCAGAAGAAGAGGAUCUGCUGGUGUCUGGCUGAGAACAUCACCAAGCAGCAACAUCCGGCAUCAGCUCCUACAGAGAACAAGAUGCUGGAGACGGAUGCUGAGAAGCUGGGGCAGAUGCACUCGGGGGAUGGGAAGGUGGCAGCAGGUGAUGCUCCUCCUGCCACAGAGGCACCAUCUCCGGCCAAGUCCCGGGAAGCUCUGGGGGCCACCCAGGAUCCUGUCCUGGCAGAAAAGCAGCUGGUGGCCACUGAGAAGGGAGAGGAGCAGCCCAGCUCCCUGCCAGCCUUUGUCAUCCCUGAGCUGCGGCUUGACAGCACCUUCAGCCAGAGUGCGGCGGGCACAGCGGGUGGUACCACGGAUGGCGAGGAUGAGGAGGAGGAUGAGGAGGAGGAAGAUGAGGAAGAGGAUGAGGAGGAGGAGGACAGCGAUGAGCACUACUUGGAGAGGAACGAGGCGAAGCGCAGCAGCAUGAUCGAGACAUCGGGCUGUCAGCCUGUCUACACGCUGAGCGUGCAGAGCUCCCUGCGGCGCCGGACCCACAGCGAGGGCAGCCUGCUGCAGGAGGCCAAGAGCCACUGCUUCACCUCCGACACCACCCUCAACUGCUCGGACAGCCAGGGCACCAAGGGCCACUGGGCCCUGCCCUCCCCCAGGACCCUCAAGAAAGAGCUCGCCAAAAACGGCGGCUCCAUCCACCAGCUCACCCUGCUGUUUUCGGGCCACAGGAAGCUGAGUGGCGCCGACCCCGAAUGCAGCUGUGACGAAGGGGACGAGGCCUCCCACAAGAAACGGAGCAGGAACCU
Messenger RNA from Eurypyga helias (sunbittern), 1273 nucleotides. RefSeq names its product regulator of G-protein signaling 3-like. The record is from RefSeq and is a predicted model, not a curated record. Gene Ontology annotation, biological process: signal transduction. Gene Ontology annotation, cellular component: nucleus; plasma membrane. The annotation marks the transcript as partial. The transcript is spliced from 7 exons. Lineage: Eukaryota; Metazoa; Chordata; Aves; Eurypygiformes; Eurypygidae.